CUCUGGUGGGAGGGUUCAUUCCAGCCUGCAGACAUCCGGAUUCAGUUCUGCACAUAUGUGUGCCAUGGCAUCUUCACUGAGGAGUCUGGUUAAUGAUGAUAGCCGAUACCAGAAAUCCUUCCAGAUUUUUUUGGAGCGCUCCUCUGAACACCAGUGUAUGCGGGACUUCAUCCACAAUAAACUGCCAGACAUACUGGCCAGCAUUGGAGAUGGAAAGUCACAUCUGAAUAUCAUUGGAGUUGGAAGUGGAGCUGGUGAGAUUGACCUAGAGAUGCUCUCUGAGCUCCAUAAGAAGCACCCAGAGGUGACAGUGGAUAACGAGGUGGUGGAGCCUAGCUGCCAGCAGAUAAAUAACUACAAAGUUUUAGUGUCGCAGAAACCAGAUUUAGAUUACGUCAAGUUCCACUGGAACACGAUGACCGCCUCUGAGUUUGAGGAGCACUGGAAAGCAGAAAAGAUAACCAAGAAGGUGGACUUCAUUCACAUGAUACAGAUGCUAUACUAUGUGAAGGAUCCCGAAGCAACUGUCAGAUUCUUCCAGAGUCUUCUGGGUAAAAAUGGGAAACUUCUCAUAAUUCUAGUGUCUGGCGAGAGUGGUUGGGGAAAGCUGUGGCGGACCUACAAAACAGAGCUCUGUAAUCCAGAAAUAAGUCAGUGUGUGACCACUGGAGACAUCAAAAGCUUCCUGGACUCCAAGGGAAUGAGCUACCAGAGCUACGAGCUGCCAUCUCAGAUGGAUAUCACCGAGUGUUUCACUGAAGGGGAUGAGAAAGGAGAGCUGCUUCUUGAUUUUCUCACUGAGGUGUUGGAUUUCAGUAAUACAGCUUCACCUGAGCUCAGAGCUGGAGUCCUGGAGAUGCUUCGGCACCCAGACUGUAGUGUGGAGUCCAAUGGUAAAGUUAUCUUUAACAACAACCUUGAAGCUAUAAUACUAGACCAGCUCUCCUAAAAAUAUGCUAUCAGUACAGUAAAUGCAAGCAGUAGAUGGAUAACAUUGUUUAAUUAAUUUUGCACUUGAUGUAUAUAAGCUAGACUUCUGUACACACCUGCGUCCAUUCAACUGUUUUACUUACUAAUAAAAUAAUUAA
Molecule: messenger RNA, 1088 nt
Organism: Archocentrus centrarchus (flier cichlid)
Lineage: Eukaryota; Metazoa; Chordata; Actinopteri; Cichliformes; Cichlidae
Product: histamine N-methyltransferase
Exons: 7
Coding region: 56-949 (297 amino acids)
Molecular function (GO): N-methyltransferase activity
Source: RefSeq, a predicted model, not a curated record